UGGAGCAGUGGGGCGGCUGCAGAGCCAACUCAAACGUGCGGAGUCGAGCGCGGGCGGGCACGAUCCAAAUCCGGCGCUCCGAGUCAACUCCACCGCCUCGGCACGACUCGAAUCCCCGCUCUGCUGCCUGCUUGCCCGCCGGACGGGAGGCUCCGCUCUUCCUCUCGCCUGCCGCUUGGUUGCCACGGGCGGCGAUUGUGCGAGGGGAUCCAUGGACGUGGAAUCCAACCGCCCCGGGGGCCACGGCGAGCCCGACGCGGCGGCGUGGGUGACGGUCGAAGAAUGGGGCGGCUCCUCCGGCUCCGCGUUCUCCCGCACCGCCGUCCUCACCGCCUCCGCCUCCUCCCUCACCUCCAACAGGUUCGGCAGCCGGUGGGGGCGGAUCGGCAGCCGCGUGCUCGGCGCCUUCGUGCCCGAGGGCUUUCCUGGCAGCGUCACUCCUGACUACGUCCCAUUCCAGAUGUGGGACACCUUACAGGGCCUCUCGACAUACAUCCGUGCAAUGUUGUCUACUCAAGCCCUUUUAGGUGCCAUUGGCGUAGGUGAGAAAUCAGCUACAGUCAUAGGUGCCACUUUUCAGUGGUUUCUCAGGGAUUUGACUGGUAUGCUUGGAGGUAUAUUAUUCGCCUUCUAUCAGGGAUCCAACCUUGAUAGCAAUGCCAAAAUGUGGCGUCUAGUUGCAGACUUUAUGAAUGACCUUGGAAUGUUGAUGGAUCUUUUAAGCCCUUUGUUUCCUUCAUCAUUGAUAGUUAUAAUGUGCUUGGGCAGUCUAUCACGGUCAUUCACUGGUGUUGCCAGUGGAGCAACUAGAGCAGCGUUAACACAACAUUUUGCACUUGCAAAUAAUGCUGCUGAUAUAUCUGCAAAGGAGGGCAGCCAAGAGACACUUGCAACAAUGUCAGGAAUGGGACUGGGAAUGCUGUUGGCACAUGUUACCAGGGGGCAUGAUUUGGUUGUAUGGGUUUCGUUCCUUUCUCUCACAGUAUUCCAUAUGUACGCAAAUUACAAGGCAGUGCAGUCACUUUCACUCAGUACACUAAAUUAUGAGAGAACGUCCAUCUUGCUGCAGUAUUUUAUGGAACAUGGUGAAGUUCUUACACCACAGCAGGUUGCCAAGCAAGAGCAUAUUCUUCCGUUUUGGUCAAGCUGGCGGAAAUUACUUAGGGUUAAACUUCCACAUGAGCUUGUACACUUAGGUGCUAAAGCCUCGAUGCUUACUCACUCUGACAUGUUGCUGAUUGCAAAAACAAGAUCCUACUAUUCAAAUGCCAACUAUUUUUUGCUGGACAAGGAAGGCAGUGUUCAUAUCUUCAUCCACAAGCAGGCAGUGGCAACUGAUGUCUUGAAGUCCUUCAUACAUGGACUCGUCUUAGCACGCUUGAUGCAGAAGAGCAAAUCUUGUCAUACGGAAGCUCACCAAUGGAUGGAUGAGAAAUACCACACCUUCAUCUCAAAGCUGAAAGUGGAAGGCUACUCAACGGAACGACUUCUGUCGCAUUCGAUUGUAUGGAAGGCUCAUUGGGUUUAUGGUCCCUUGGAUGAGAAGACCAAGUAGGAGGAAAGAGCUGGAGAUGGCCAUAUCCACUUGACUAAGUAGUUGGUUAUGCUAGUGGUAAAUUUUGUGAGAAGGUGCAUGCGAACUGCUGUGUAAACGGAGAUCACCAAAUCAUAUCAAAGUUGAAACGGACAUACAGAUAACCUGUGUCAUCAGAGCAUCUA
Triticum dicoccoides is the source of this 1719-nucleotide messenger RNA. RefSeq names its product protein root UVB sensitive 3-like. The transcript is spliced from 15 exons. The record is from RefSeq and is a predicted model, not a curated record. Bases 212 to 1555 code for a protein of 447 amino acids. NCBI's taxonomy places the organism in Eukaryota, Viridiplantae, Streptophyta, Magnoliopsida, Poales, Poaceae.